Messenger RNA from Corvus hawaiiensis (hawaiian crow), 1540 nucleotides. RefSeq names its product YKT6 v-SNARE homolog (gene YKT6). Gene Ontology annotation, biological process: endoplasmic reticulum to Golgi vesicle-mediated transport. Lineage: Eukaryota; Metazoa; Chordata; Aves; Passeriformes; Corvidae. The coding region runs from base 168 to 815 and encodes 215 amino acids. Gene Ontology annotation, molecular function: SNAP receptor activity. Gene Ontology annotation, cellular component: Golgi apparatus. The transcript has 7 exons. The record is from RefSeq and is a predicted model, not a curated record.
AGGGAGACCUGGCUGGGCGGGGGUCGGGAUGCGCUGUCAGGCUGGGCUCCGGGGGUCGGGAGGGUUCUGGCUGUCUGGGAUAGCAUUUAAAGGACGGAAGGAGGGUUUGGGGGCAACCCCAGGCACGGCUGUGGCAGAGGGAGGUCCGGGGGUGUCCUGGCCCCUGCAUGGCCUCAGCCCCAACCCUUUUUUCCCCCCAGGCACACGGAGCCACCGCGAUGAGGCUCUACAGCCUAAGUGUCCUUUACAAGGGUGACGCCAAAGUGCAUUUGCUCAAAGCUGCCUACGAUGUGUCCACCUUCAACUUCUUUCAGAGAUCCAGUGUGCAGGAGUUCAUGACGUUCACGAGCCAGCUGAUCGCGGAGCGCUCGGCGCUGGGCAGCAGGGCCUCGGUCAAGGAGCAAGAGUACCUGUGCCACGUGUAUGUGCGGACCGACGGGCUGGCCGGAGUGGUGAUCGCAGACAAUGAGUAUCCACAGCGGGUUUGUUUCACCUUGCUGGACAAGGUGCUGGAUGAGUUCUCCAGGCAGGUCAGCAAGAUGGACUGGCCCUCAGGGUCACCUACCACCAUCACCUACUCUGCCUUGGAUGGAUACCUCAGCAAAUACCAGAACCCCCGUGACGCCGACCCGAUGACCCGAGUGCAGGCAGAGCUGGACGAGACCAAAAUCAUCCUGCACAACACCAUGGAAUCACUGCUGGAGCGUGGGGAGAAGCUGGACGACCUGGUCUCCAAAUCAGAGGUGCUUGGAGCACAAUCCAAAGCCUUCUACAAAACGGCCCGAAAGCAGAAUUCCUGCUGUGAAAUCAUGUGACAUGGAGCCCGGGGUCUCCACCUCCGGACCACCAGCCCUCCACCCCCCUCUGCAGCCACCCCAGGGGUGUUCCUGGGGCUGGGCCGAGGGUCCUCAGCCCCCUGGGCUGAUGUGACUGUUGUCCACCUUGAGGGGACACCAAGGCUGGCACUGGGCCAGCACACAUGGGGGGAGGUCCACACUGAAGACCCCCCACCCUUGCUGUUCCUGGGACAGCUUGGACCAGGGGGCACCCGGCCACGCACUCCCCUGCCUUCACACCCCCCAGAAGCCUGGAGGGGCCGUCCACUGCUGUCCAGGGGGCUGAGGGGGCAGGUGGAGUCCCCUCCUGCCAUCCCAGGGGCUGGGGGGGCUUUUAUGUAUUUGUGUCCUAAGGGUGAGCUGGGGGGUGGGAGAAGGGGGGAAGGGAAAAAGAAGAGGUUUCUUGGGUGGGGGGUGCUCACUGCCUCCCUGGGUAGCUUCUCCCUGCGCCUGGAGCUGUGUCCCAGUGCUGGAGGAGGGGGGAGCUCACCAGCCUGCCCUGCACCUCGGAGCCCCUCCCCUGCUCCCACCAGCCGGGGUGGGGGGGGCUCAGCACCUGCCAGGGCCCAGCAGCCCUCACUGCCUCCUCUUCCUCCUCCUCGGGAAGGGAAAAGUUGGGCUUGGGCUGUACCUUGCAGUGCUCCAGUUGUUUCCAUGCCCUGGCUGCGCUGGCCAGGGGGAUAAAGUCGUAUCUGGCAGUUGUA